Messenger RNA from Pyrenophora tritici-repentis Pt-1C-BFP, 1860 nucleotides. Its product is annotated as CysJ, Sulfite reductase, alpha subunit (flavoprotein). Gene Ontology annotation, molecular function: FMN binding; flavin adenine dinucleotide binding; NADPH-hemoprotein reductase activity. The record is from RefSeq and is a predicted model, not a curated record. Lineage: Eukaryota; Fungi; Ascomycota; Dothideomycetes; Pleosporales; Pleosporaceae. Gene Ontology annotation, cellular component: cytosol.
AUGUCGAGUUCACACCGCGCCCUAGUUGUCUAUGGCUCCGAGACGGGCAAUGCGCAAGAUGUGGCUGAGGAAAUGGGGAGGGUUGCAGAACGCCUGCGAUUCGAGACGGAGGUUGCUGAGUUAAAUGCCAUCAGUCUUAAACAACUGCUGCAAUAUCACGUGGUUCUCAUAUCCAUAUCGACCACUGGCCAGGGAGAUCUCCCACCAAACAGUCAAAAGUUUUGGAAGGCAAUCCGAAGUGCUCGUCUGCGGCCGGGAUGUCUGCAGCAGAUGCGGUUUGCGUCGUUUGGUCUUGGUGAUACUUCGUACCCAAAGUACAACUGGGCGCACCGUAAGCUCUACAACCGCCUGGUCCAGCUCGGUGCCCAGCCGAUAUGCGAUCGUGGGGAAUCUGACGAACAGCACCCAGAAGGUAUCGACGGCUCCUUUCUGCCAUGGUCGACCAAACUUCGCCAGCAUCUUCUUGACUCGUGCCCUCUACCUGAAAAUCUCGAGCCGAUACCGGACGACGUUUUACUAGAGCCUAAAUGGCUGCUCGAGGUUGCAGACAACACCGACGCAAAGUCUGUAGCCAAUGGUGACGCUGACGUCCCUCCCAAUGAUCUCCUAGACAUUCCUGGCGGACUCACUGCCAAGAUUACCAGCAAUGAACGGGUCACCCCCACAACCCACUGGCAGGACGUUCGACACAUCAAGUUUGAAAUUCCAGAGACACAUCCAUACAGUCCCGGUGACGUGCUUACCAUCUACCCGAAGAACUUCCCCUCUGACGUCUCCCAAUUUCUCGAGUGCAUGGGCUGGACAUCCGUUGCUGACAUGCCCCUACGCUUCACUCCUUCGCCAUCCACACCACCAAACGCAAUCCCACCCAUUAGGACCCUAAAGCCAGAAAGCACGAUAACACUACGACGCCUCUUGACCAACCACCUCGACAUCAUCGCAAUACCACGGCGUUCAUUCUUCGCUCAACUCGCACACUAUACAUCUGACGAGUUCCACAAAGCACGACUACUCGAGUUCACAGAUCCACAAUACAUCGAUGAGCUAUACGACUACACUAGCCGUCCUCGCCGUAGUAUCUUGGAAGUCUUGCAAGAAUUUGAGUCUGUCAAGAUACCAUGGCAGCGCGUAUGCAGCAUUAUCCCCGUUCUGCGUGGCCGUCAAUUCAGUAUUGCAAGUGCAAUGAAUCCCACUGCGGACGUGGAAAGGAAAACGAAGAUUGAGCUAUUGAUUGCGAUUGUAAAGUACAAGACAGUCAUCAAACGGAUACGACAGGGUGUUGCUACGCGAUACAUUGCCUCAUUCACACCGGGCCAAGAGAUCACAGUCACCCUUUCUCGUGGGGGCCUUGGCGUGAGUAAGGAAGAAUUGAAUAGGCCCGUCGUUAUGAUCGGACCCGGGACCGGUGUCGCACCUAUGCGGUCUUUGGUAUACCAACGUAUGCUCUGGCGCGAAGAGGCGAAGCAGCUGCAAAAUGGACAUGCGCAAGGGCAGGAAAGCAAAGAUGUCCUCUUUUUCGGCUGUAGGAAUGCCAAGUCGGACUACUUCUUCAAAGAUGAAUGGGCCGCGCUAAAGUCUUCCGGUGUACCACUGGAAGUGUUUACCGCCUUCUCCCGAGAUCAGCGCCAAAAAGUCUACGUGCAAGACAUUGUUCGUCAGCAAUCAUCACUUAUCUUCUCCCAUCUAUUCCAAAAGUCUGGCAUCUUGUACAUAUGCGGAUCUUCGGGAAAGAUGCCCCAAGCGGUACGCGAAGCCCUGAUAGAAGCGUUCCAAGAGCACGGUCCCAUGGAUAGAGAAGGCGCAGAGAAGUACUUGGUCGGUAUGGAAAAGGAUGGACGCUAUCGUCAAGAGACUUGGUAG